This is a messenger RNA of Brassica rapa (field mustard), 1873 nucleotides long. RefSeq lists its product as uncharacterized. The record is from RefSeq and is a predicted model, not a curated record. Lineage: Eukaryota; Viridiplantae; Streptophyta; Magnoliopsida; Brassicales; Brassicaceae.
CUUAACUUAGUCCACACAAAAAGCAAAGCUUCAGCUCCAAAACAAAAAAAAAUGGCGAUGAUGAAGAUGCCAAACGAAUACGCAAAGCUAGAGAAAGAAGAUCCUAGUGAGAUGAUCCACAGGAGAGCUCAGUUUCUGAUCCAAAAGAUUCUCCAACGAGCCGACACAGAGACAUUAAGACGGCAACAGAAGAGAAGUAUAUUGAUCAGAACGUCUUCGUUUAGAGUGGUGGGAAUGAGAGUGAAGAUUGGUAAGAAGCUUAGGAAGCUACGGAAGAGUUGUGUAGUGGCGAAUAAAUAUAGUGAUCUUAUGCCACGUUUCCUUAAAUCUCUUAGGCGUUAUUUCUUAUGUUCAUCUUCUCGGAACGUCUCUGAUCUUCCUCCUCUCUUUGCCAUCCACGUUUGAAUGUUUUUAUCAGGACUAUAUUUUAUUUUUCCUAUCAUACCAUGUCAUAUAUAUAUUGAAUAAAACCUCAUCAGUGGUGUCUUAUCACUUUUUCUCUGGGGUCAUAACUAUAUGAAUCGUGUGGAUUCUAUAAAAGUUUACAGACAGAAUUAUUAUCAAAUAUAAGGAUCUUGAUUGUCAUAUUGUGACAUGGUUUAGUAGUUUAACCUACGAAUAUGAGUUAUAAACUUAAUGGUCCAUAAAGAUCCAAUCGGUUUUGUACACAAAUUAAAAUUUAAUUGGAUAACUAUUUAACUUAGAUAUUUUUCUCGGUCACUCGUAUAUUUUCUAACUAUAUUCCUUGAGUCGGAGACUAACCUACUCUUCAAUCUCUUGCACAAUUUAGACUACUACAAUCCAUAUAAAUUAGUUGUGGGAGAUUAAUAUAAGCUAUAUCAUUGACUAGACCACCAAAAUAUAGCACUUGGAAUGUUUUCAUACAUAUAUGUGUGUACUAACCAAGCAAUGGCAAGAGUCUCACGACAGAAAUACAUAUGACUUUAUGAGAAAGGGAAAAUGGUUGUGUGAAAUACUAGUGAACAUGGCCCCAAUACAUUGAACAUUUCCUCUAAAUUAAUUAAAGUCGGUGAUGCUUUAUCGCUUUACGAAGCGCUUUAUUUCGUCCCGUUGACUAAUUUUAUUUUUGAUUGCGUAGAAAGUUGACUAGAGUAUACUAUAGCUUCAUUAUGAAAUGCAUAUUUAGUUAGUACAAUCAUUAAUUAGAUCUCUGACCAUCGCUGUUGGUAUUAAUAGUCACUCACAAUUUGUCUUGGGAUCCGCUUAACUGCGUUGUGACAACAGCAAAAAACGAAUGCAAUUUGUAACUGCGUUUGUCUACUAGCUUCAGGCAUUUAGGUCUGACAGAAAAGGCGAUCCGCACGAUCGCCAACACAAUUGUCUCCUUGAUGGAAUACUGUUUUUGUAGAUAACCAAACUAGUACAUUACUGAACUAGAUCAGAAUCCAAACCAAUUAAUCAAGAUUAAUCAUAAAUUUAAAGUAAGAGAAACCGUAUAACUAUCUAGGAGGCAUUAUGUGUUUGUUUAGACUUUUGGGGUAUUUGUUGAGAUCCCACAUCACAAAUUUAAAAGAACAAAACUAAGAUAUAAAAGGAUAAGUUCAAUUCAUCUUCGCCAAUUAGUUUUAAUUUGUAAGUUUAUGAUAAAAUCAAAUUUGAUAUGAUAUCAAAACUUAGUUUGUUGAUUCAAAUAAAAUAGACCUAAAGGAUUAAUAUAAAUCCUAAAGUGAGAUUCAGUUUGAGAUGUGGAGAUAAGAAUCAUUAUCUCGAAAGAACGUAUUGAGAUUUCACAUCGAAAAUUAAAAGGGAACAACACUAGUUUAUAAAAAAAAUUGACAUGGUAUCAAAGUUUCGUUUGUUGAUCGGUUAAGCCCCAAAAUUACCAGUCUUAAAAUAAGAUUUGGUUCGAGAU